Strongyloides ratti is the source of this 456-nucleotide messenger RNA. RefSeq lists its product as hypothetical. Bases 1 to 456 code for a protein of 151 amino acids. The record is from RefSeq and is a predicted model, not a curated record. NCBI's taxonomy places the organism in Eukaryota, Metazoa, Nematoda, Chromadorea, Rhabditida, Strongyloididae. The transcript has a single exon.
AUGAAAUUUUUUACUGCUGCAUCACUUUUAGCUAUUCUUGGAUCAUCAUCUGCUUUCCUCUUUGGAUCACAAGGAGGUUGUGGAUGUCCUCCACCACCAAAACCAGCAUGUGGUUGUGAAGCUCCACCACCACCACCACCACCAGCUCCAGUUGGUUAUGCUCAACCACCAGUACCACAACAAGGAUAUGCUCAAGCAGGACCAGUUCAAGGAUUUUCUGGAGUCCAAGGUGGUUAUGCUCAACCAUCUGCUGGUGUUCAAGGUGGAUAUGCUCAAGUAGGACCAGUUCAAGGAUUUUCUGGAGUUCAAGGUGGUUAUGCUCAACCAUCUGCUGGUGUUCAAAGUGGAUAUGCUCAACAAGUUGCUAGUGCUCCUCAAGAAGGAUUUGCUGCUGCUCAAGGUGGUUAUGCUCAAUCAGCUCCAGUUGAACAUACUCAAUAUGCUCAAGGAAAAUAA